GUCGCCAUUACUGUCUGUGGUUGCCGUUGUUUUCCUCCUCUAUGUUGUCCGCAGGCUGAGGUGGUGAGAGAAUCAACAUUGGUUUUUGUGAGAUUGGGCAAAGACCAGUCUAGGACUGAGCCAGUGGGAAGAGGGGCACAGAUUGGGGACACAGCCUGUAUCUGUGACCAUUGUUUGGCAGAGACGGAAGUGUGUCAGGCACUAGAGUGACUAGGCCUCAUUGGUCAUGGCAGUGGACUUGGGGGACCAAUCCAGUGGCUUUAGCCACAGUGAAGUGAUUAGAUUUAUAAACAAUGAAAUCCUUAUGAAUGGAGGUGGCCCUGAGUUCUACAUGGCUUUCCGCAUGCGGCCCUGGAAUGAAAUAGAAGACCAGCUUUGCACCAUUCUGGUUGAUCCUCAGGUGCCACGUUCUCUCAAAAGGGCCUGUACCUGGAGCGCCUUGGCCCUGAGUGUACGAGUAGGUGCGAGGCAGCGUGAACAGCAGGCUUAUAUGGUAGGGUUGCCACAAGAUUCACUGGGGCAGUGCCCCUCGGCUCCCAGGGCCUCAGUCUCAGAGCUGUGGCAGCUGCGUCAACAACAAGAGGAGGCCAUCACCCAGUUGAUUUCCACUCAAGCUGCCCUACAGCAGGCGAUGAGAGAAUGUGAUGUGCUGCGCCGGCAGUUGCACCAUGAAAGGUUUGGCCAAAUGACUCCGCAGGUUCAUGAUGUAGUGUCUGGAGUCCAGACCCAACAGCUUGGUGCUUCCGUGAUGCCCAUGAAUCCAGAUCAUGCGAGAGUUAUGGGUGCAAUGGGUGGGUACACUGACAGGCAGUAUUUGGAAGCACAGGUGUCAGCUGCAGCAAAUGUUUUUUAUAUGCCAGGAAGCACAAGUCCCUGGCCCACAGCCAUGCAACCCUCUGUGCCAGUCCCAAUGCCAUACCAAUUCCCACCACAUCCACCAUUCCUAGUGGGAUCUCCAUUCUUGAUGCCCUUUUCACCUCCAGUAGUCAUGGAAACAGAAGGAGGUGUUGUAGUUCCAGUUCAGAUGCCUCCGCCUCCUGUGUAUCCAUCAAAUCCAUAUGCUGCCCCAUGCUCCCAGGAUCCCGCUGGUCUAUGGAACCAGAGAUGUUACAUGCCUCCUGAAGGUCCUCCAGUCAUCCAGCAUCCUGUUCCUCCAGAGGACAUCAGCAACUUCAGCCAGGAGGAAGACCCAGAGAAUACCCAGGAAACAGAUAUCAUGGGAGACAAUGGAAGGCACAUUGAAGGGCAAGAUGCACGAAGAACCCAGGAGAAGGCUACCCUUGUGGAUAUUGAAAAUGAUAAUGAAGAAGAAGAAGAAAAUAAAGAGGAGGAAUAUGAAGAAGCAACAACGCCAGUACCAGCAGAAGCUGAAUCAACAGCAGAUGCUGCUGCUGCUGAAGCAGAAGCAGAAGCAGACGCAGAAGCAGAUGCAGAAGCAGACGCUGAAGCAGAUGCCGAAGCCGAAGCCGACGCAGACGCAGAAGCAGAAGCAGAUGCACAAGCAGAAGCAGAAGCAGACGCAGACGUAGACGCAGACGCAGAAGUAGCAGAAGAAAAAGAAAAGGAAGAAGAGGCAGCAGCAACAUACGAUAAUACUGUAGAAGCGUUGCAGAUUCUCCAGCAACUACAUCUUCCUAAGGAAGGUGAGCUCUAUAGCCAAAGUGAAAACAGUCCCCAGGCAUCAGCCCCGGCUCCCUUGGGCUCUAGUAAAAAUCAAAUCAAAGAAGGUGUAAAAGAGGUCCAGUCAACCCCUGUGUGGGAGAGUUGGAGCCAAGUUGUGAGAGAAAGCCCAAAGAAACCACAGCCUGAGCUGCGGAAGAAGGACAAGAAGCCACAAGUGGAAGCAGCUUCGGAACCCCAGCCUGUCUCAGGCUCUGGGAUGAAUUGGAUCUGCCCAAGGUGUAAAGCUAUGAAUUAUUCAUGGCGCAAAGUUUGCUUUAAGUGCAGAAGGUGGUGACUUCCUGAUGACUGUUCCUGACAAGAUGAGACAUCGACGAAGUAAAGAAGAUGAAACUAUGAAGCCUUUGUUUUUCUUUUCUGUUUCUGUUUCCUUCUUAAUUCCCUUUUCCUGAAAAUACCACACAUUGACUAGGAACACUCAAAAUUGUAAUCUGCAUUGAAUUUUAGAAAUAGAACCUUUUAUUGAAAAUACUGACUUUUUCUUUUGUUUGCUUUUUUAGAAAAGUUCAUAGGUUAAAGUGGUGUUUAGAUACCAUGUCUCCACAAAUUUGCUUGUUGCCGAGCAAGCUGAUCUUGAUGCAUUAUAAUACCUUCCAAGAGUCAAAUGAAACAUCUUAAUUCUCAUGGACUUUAUAGUUUGGUGAGACCCCCCCCCACUAGCUAAAGCAAAGAAAAGUUAAAUUGUAAGAGAAGAAAAGAUUACUGGCACACAUUAUGGGAACACUGAAGAACAAACUAGUUUUGUUAGAGUUUUAUUUCUUCACUAGGAUGAUGGGCUAGCUUAAAAAAGGUUUGCAGGUUGUAAUGUUAAAUUCAAUAUGACAACAAAUUUGAUAUGUUUCAUGUAAUUCAUGAAACUGUUAUUUAGAGACUUCCAUAAGUGAAUUUGAGUAAACAAAUUGUUCUUUUACAUGCUCUCAUCCCAAGUGAGGUACUACCAGGAAGGAGCCAAGGGUGAGAGUUUGACUUUGCCUCCAGGUUGAACUAACGGGGUCACUUAGUUCCUUGAAUUACUCUAUUAACCAUAGUCUACCUUCCCAGGUUUUCUUUUUCUUCUGCUGCUACUAAAGAGCA
This is a messenger RNA of Myodes glareolus (Bank vole), 2754 nucleotides long. Its product is annotated as testis-expressed protein 13D-like. The record is from RefSeq and is a predicted model, not a curated record. Lineage: Eukaryota; Metazoa; Chordata; Mammalia; Rodentia; Cricetidae. Gene Ontology annotation, molecular function: mRNA binding.